GGAAAUGGUUUUCGCCGACGAGGAAGCGGAAGUGAGUUGGGUCCGGAGUUGGGACAUGGAGUCCGGGCAGCAGCCGGUGUGGCGCGGCCUGGGGCUGCUUGGCAGAGGCGGGGACAACCCCGGGCUGGGCCCUGGGGGCUGCGAGAGGCGGCUGCUGUGGGUCGCGUCCUUGCUGUGCGUUUUGCUGGAUCUGCAGUUGCCAGGUUUGCUGGCUGCCGGGCAAGCUGAGAUAGAAAACCACCUGGAAAUGGGGCGGAAGCUAUUGGCCGCUGGGCAGCUGGCUGAGGCACUAUCACACUACCACUCUGCAGUGGAAAGUGAUCCCAAAAACUACCUUACCUACUACAAACGGGCAACUAUCUACUUAGCCAUGGGCAAGUUCAAAUCGGCGCUCCCUGACCUCUCAAAGGCUAUUGAACUCAAGCCGGAUUUCAUGGCUGCCCGACUACAGCGAGGCAACAUCCUCCUGAAACAAGGCAGCACGCAGGAGGCCAAGCAGGACUUUGAAGCUGUGCUCCAAAGCAAUCCGGACAACACAGAGGCCCAAAGGCAGCUUGCACAUGUCUCUGAGCUAGAAUUUUCCAUGCAAGAAGCCCGUACUGCCUUCCAGAGGAAGAACUACCUGGGAGCAAUCAGUAUUUUGGAUCAAGCAAUUGAGAUCUCCCCCUGGGACCCAGAAGCAAAAGAGCUGCGUGCUGAGUGCUACCUGUACAUCGGCGACUACAACAAGGCCAUCAUGGACCUGAAACCCACCACCAAGCUGCGUAACGAUAACAGGGCGGCCUUCCUGAAGCUCAGCAAACUCUAUUACAACUUGGGGGAACACGAGGAGUCCUUAAACCAGGUGCGGGAGUGCUUGAAGCUGGAUCAGGAUGACAAGGAGUGCUUCUCCCACUACAAGCAAGUGAAGAAGCUCGCCAAGCAGCUGGAAUCGGCCGAGGAGCACAUCAGAUCUCAAAGGUAUGAAGAUGCCAUUGAGAAGUAUAAAGCAGCCAUGAAAACUGAGCCCAACGUGGAGAUCUAUACCAGUAAGGCAAAAGCACGCAUCUGCCACUGUUUAUCCAAGAGCAAACAGCCUCAUGAAGCUAUAGACAUCUGCACAGAAGCCCACCAACUUGACCCCAGGAACAUCUUCAUCUUGCGUGACAGAGCUGAAGCCUAUAUCCUGAAUGAGGAGUUUGAAAAAGCCGUUGAAGACUAUCAAGAGGCCAAAGAGUUUGAUGGUGAAAACGAGGAAUUAAAAGAAGGGUUGGAGAGGGCGCAGAAACUACUGAAGCAAUCGAAGAAACGGGACUAUUACAAAAUCCUUGGGAUCCGGAGGAAUGCAAAUAAGCAGGAAAUCAUCAAAGCCUAUCGGAAGCUAGCUCAGCAAUGGCACCCUGACAAUUUCCAGUCCGAAGAUGAGAAAAAAGAGGCUGAGAAGAAAUUCAUUGACAUUGCAGCUGCUAAAGAGGUCCUGACAGAUCCAGAAAUGCGGCAGAAGUUUGACUCCGGCGAGGACCCCCUGGACCCAGAGAACCAGCAGGGAGGGGCAGGGCACCAGCACCAGUGGCCCUUCGAAUUCAACCCUUUUGGUUCUGGGAACUUCCACUUCAAAUUCCACUUCAAUUAACUUGGAACUGAGCCUGGAACAGGAAGGCAAAAAAACAAAAAAAGACCCUGUGGCUAGCAAGCAGGUGCAUGGACCUCUGGGCUAUGCUUUGUCCAUGCAGACACUGCAAAAGUUACCAGCCCCCAUCAGAAAACAACCGCUAUGCAAUGGGGGUGGGUGGAGGUGGCCUCCCUGCUGCAUCCAGACACCCCCAGCCCAGAUGUCCGGAUGCUCUUUCCAACAAGAGCUGAGGCCUGAAGAAAGAUGGUGUCGUCUUGCCUCUGGUUGUGGUUCCCAAGCAACGGGGGGCUUCAAGGUGAGAUGUAACCAUGCAUGCAGGGCCUUGCAUACCUUUCUGGAAAUCCUGCCUUUCAUGGGAGUACUUGCAACUCUGAGUUUUUGUAUGCAGCCUGACUUAGUUGGGCGAUACCUCUCGUGUCUGCCGAGAUUCUUUUUUUUAAGCUGGUGGUAAGGAAACUAAUUCCUCGUUCCCUGCCCCCACUCCCAUCUAUCCUUAAAAAAAAUCCUCCACUGCCAUAUAACUACCAACCCAGCAGCUGAAGAGGAGGCAAAGAUUCCUCUCAUUUAAAUUGUAAAAGAAAAGAAAAGUGGUGGGCAGGAGAGUAUACCGUCCUGUUCACCUGUUGGCAUGCAUUUGAGCUUGCCUACCCGAGAAAACAUUUGAGUAAUGUGAAGUAUGGGGUGAUCUCUGCUGAUGGGAGAAAGCACCGCUGAGUCCUGCAAUGCACUUCCUCCAUUGCAACACCCCUAAUUUCGUUGAUGCAGCUAUUCAUCUUGAAAAGGCAGUGAGAGACACCUCUUUAUCAACACCCGCCAGGGUUUAGGGUGGUUUGGGCCACCCUAUGAAGUGGCAAGAUUCAUCUCUUCUUUUGGUGGGGUGGAUUCCGGUAUUGCACAUUUGACUUCUCCCUUCCCCCAAAUGCAAAGGGAAUAAUGGUCAAGAACCCAGCCUGGAUUUGGGGGAGAGGAGCUUAGGUCAUGCACCUUGCCCUAAAGUUAAACCCUGUGAAAUCCCCCUCCUUCCUUGCCACCGUUUUGACUGUUACAGUGUGUGAAUUGCGAGUCUGAUAUUCUACUACCCAAGUGAGGGGUUCUUGCCUCCCUCAAUUUACUCCAGUUAGGCGAAUUUUUAACUUUUCCUCCUCCUGCUCCAGGGCAAAAGGGGGAGGCACUGCUGUCCCCUUUUCCCACCCAUCCACCCCAAGACAGCACAGUACUUCUAUAAAGCCUGAACCUGCUCUAGCCGUUGCCCAGGGGCCAAGGGAAGGAACGUUAAGGAGGGGGUGUUAAACCGCCACCUAUUACCAAAAGUGUCGAGAUUAAACGUUUGUAUUGCAAAGCU
Zootoca vivipara (common lizard) is the source of this 2954-nucleotide messenger RNA. Its product is annotated as dnaJ homolog subfamily C member 3. Lineage: Eukaryota; Metazoa; Chordata; Lepidosauria; Squamata; Lacertidae. Gene Ontology annotation, molecular function: protein-folding chaperone binding; misfolded protein binding. Gene Ontology annotation, biological process: protein folding in endoplasmic reticulum. Gene Ontology annotation, cellular component: endoplasmic reticulum. The record is from RefSeq and is a predicted model, not a curated record.